Messenger RNA from Pectinophora gossypiella (pink bollworm), 1500 nucleotides. It is a transcript of the gene Rpt1, whose product is annotated as 26S proteasome regulatory subunit 7. The transcript has 10 exons. Lineage: Eukaryota; Metazoa; Arthropoda; Insecta; Lepidoptera; Gelechiidae. Gene Ontology annotation, cellular component: proteasome regulatory particle, base subcomplex. The coding region runs from base 124 to 1428 and encodes 434 amino acids. Gene Ontology annotation, molecular function: ATP hydrolysis activity; ATP binding; proteasome-activating activity. The record is from RefSeq and is a predicted model, not a curated record. Gene Ontology annotation, biological process: proteasome-mediated ubiquitin-dependent protein catabolic process.
UGACAGCUUCAAAUAGAUAUUGCGUUUUACGAAACGUUUCUGUAUUGAUGAAAACCGUGAAAAGGCAAGAAAUUACUUGUAAUUUGUUAGAGGAAUAUUGUAAAAUAAGUAAAAUAAACGAAAAUGCCGGACCAUUUAGGAGAUGAUAUGCGUAAAAUCAAAGAUGAUAAGGAGGAACCAGAAAAGGAGAUCAAAUCACUCGAUGAAGGGGACAUCGCGUUAUUGAAGUCCUAUGGACAAGGACAGUAUACUAAGAUAAUCAAAGAAGUUGAAGAUGGCAUUCAGACUGUGAUGAAGAGGGUUAAUGAACUGACAGGUAUCAAGGAGUCUGACACUGGCUUGGCACCCCCUGCGCUGUGGGAUCUUGCUGCAGACAAGCAAACUCUACAAAAUGAACAACCUUUACAGGUGGCAAGAUGUACAAAGAUCAUCAAUGCAGAUUCCAAUGACCCCAAAUACAUAAUCAAUGUGAAACAGUUUGCCAAGUUUGUUGUUGACUUAGCUGAUUCUGUUGCCCCUACUGAUAUUGAAGAGGGGAUGAGAGUGGGCGUGGACCGCAACAAGUACCAGAUCCAUAUACCUCUUCCACCAAAGAUCGACCCGACUGUGACGAUGAUGCAGGUAGAAGAGAAACCUGAUGUGACGUACAGCGACGUCGGCGGCUGCAAGGAACAGAUUGAGAAGCUCAGAGAAGUCGUCGAGACUCCGCUCUUGCAUCCGGAGAAGUUCGUGAAGCUGGGCAUCGAGCCGCCCAAAGGCGUGUUGUUGUUCGGCCCGCCCGGCACGGGGAAGACGCUAUGCGCGCGAGCCGUCGCCAACCGCACCGACGCCUGCUUCAUCAGAGUUAUUGGUUCUGAAUUGGUGCAGAAGUAUGUGGGUGAGGGUGCUCGUAUGGUACGAGAACUCUUCGAGAUGGCGCGCAGCAAAAAGGCCUGUCUGAUCUUCUUCGAUGAAAUCGACGCUAUCGGCGGCGCCAGAUUUGACGAUGGCGCUGGCGGUGACAAUGAAGUGCAGAGAACUAUGUUGGAGCUUAUCAACCAGCUCGACGGGUUCGAUCCUCGUGGUAACAUCAAGGUGCUGAUGGCCACCAACCGGCCCGACACCCUGGACCCGGCGCUGAUGCGUCCCGGCCGCCUCGACCGUAAGGUGGAGUUCGGCCUGCCGGACCUGGAGGGACGCGCGCACAUCUUCCGCAUCCACGCGCGCUCCAUGAGCGUCGAGAGGGACAUCCGCUUUGAUCUGCUCGCCAGGCUCUGUCCCAACUCCACUGGUGCUGAGAUUAGGUCGGUAUGCACAGAAGCAGGUAUGUUCGCGAUCCGCGCGCGCCGCAAGGUGGCGACUGAGAAGGACUUCCUGGAGGCAGUCAACAAGGUCAUCAAGUCCUACGCCAAGUUCUCAGCCACCCCACGUUACAUGACCUACAACUAAUAAUUAAACAUAGAUAUUAUAUGUAUUUCUAUUACGUUAUACUUGGUUCCGUAAUAAAAUUAAUUGUAUAAA